This is a messenger RNA of Prionailurus viverrinus (fishing cat), 7509 nucleotides long. RefSeq names its product serine/threonine kinase 4 (gene STK4). Bases 2243 to 3478 code for a protein of 411 amino acids. The transcript is spliced from 10 exons. Gene Ontology annotation, biological process: protein tetramerization; regulation of MAPK cascade; protein phosphorylation. NCBI's taxonomy places the organism in Eukaryota, Metazoa, Chordata, Mammalia, Carnivora, Felidae. Gene Ontology annotation, molecular function: ATP binding; protein serine/threonine kinase activity. Gene Ontology annotation, cellular component: cytoplasm. The record is from RefSeq and is a predicted model, not a curated record.
UCUUAAUUUUUAUAUGAACUCUCGGAGUAUUCCUUGCUCUCAAGGGAGCAUAGGGAGGCAUAGAGAGUGUUCUGGUCAAGAUUGCUGAGUGAGCACAUGCAGAGAUCUCUCUUUCCAUUUCAAACAGAUAAAACUAAUGAAUGAAAAUUAAAAGUUUAGAUAAAAGGACACAUGGCCAGCUACGGACCAGGGAUGGAAAAGAUAUGUAAUAGUAAGGGGGUGGGGAAAGCUUGCCUUGUCCUUGUCAGGAGAUUGCAGGUGGGCUUCCUACAUGAAGCUGUGGGAUGGAUGAGGCUCCCCAUCUAUGAGCUAAAGUUGAAAUAAAUUUGCCCAAACACCACUAGAAAGUCUCAUUUGCCUGUGGCCUGGGGAAAAAGUGGAGGUACCUGUUGGACAAUAGGAACUGGGCCCAGACGCUUUCAGGUAUGGGAUCUUAGAGAGGCAACAACUCCCAACUCCUAACGGGGGACCAAGUUUAAGUUGUACAGCCUAGAUGAUGGGGCUAAAAGAACCAUGAAACCACCAUGGCAUCAUGAACUGGCCAUGGCAGUUAGCAUUGUUUAGAGGAAAAUUAUUCAAGAUAAAAGGAAACUCCUGCAAGGAAAUCUGCCAUGAAAUAAUGAUCAGAACUAACAAAUGGGAGAAUUCACACCCAAGGAAAUAGAAAUAGUGGAGCAAUCUCAAAAGGGAUUUAACAUGUUUUCGAUUUUCAAAAAGAGAAGACACAGAAUAACAUCCUUGAAAGAAGAACACCUGGUUAUGAACAUGAACAGUUAGCUCCAUGAAAAAUUAAAGUUGGGAAUCUUGACAAUGAAAACUAUAAUGAUUGAAGUUCAGGAGGUCCAAUAAUUUGGAUAAGCGGUAAACUAGACAAGCUGAAUGAAUUUGUGAAUGGAAAGAUAGAAAUGAGACUGAUCACAAAAUGCAGGACAGAGAAACAUGGCGUUAGAAAUCAAGAGGGCAAUGUGGAUUGAGGAGGUGCAGUGUGGGUCCAGUAGGAAUUCUAGGAGAUAGUAGAAAAGAUAGGAAAUAGAUAAGGCUGAGAAUUUCCAGACUUGAAGAAAAACAUGUGCCUUCAGAUCAAAGAAACUUAUGAAGUAUCAAAUAAAUCAACUCCUAGUUAUAGUAAAAGUGUAGAAUGUUAAGGAUAAAGAGGAAAUCUGGAAUACUACAGAGAGAUUACCUAUGAAAAAUGAUAAUCCAAUGGUAGCCAACUUCUUGGCAGCAAUAGAAGCUGGAAAACUGCAGAAAAGGUGCUGAGGGAAAGCUAUUGUCUACGAACUCUGUAUCCAGCACAACCGAUUCCAAAGAGGAGGUGAAAUACAGACAUUUUCAUACAUAUGGGACCUAGUGUAUCAAGAAUAACUUUGGAUGAAAGUAAUAGUAUACCCAACUAGCAAUGACUAACCAAUAAGGGCAUUUAAUAACUAAGUAAUAAUAAAUCUGGGGUGAAAGAUUCCAGAAUGGUUGAUUGGCUUGAUAAUGGGUUAGCUAUUUGUGUAGUUCUCUAUUUCAAGAUGGCUACAUUACUUUCCAGCAUCAUGCCUUAUAUAAUAGUAAUCAAAGUAGGAAAGGAAGUGGCGAGUAAAAAUGGGCCUUGUUGUGUGCUACCGUCUGAUUUAUCAGGGAAGAAAGUCUCUUCCAGAAUCCCUUCUACAGAAUUCCCCUCAAAUUUCAUUGGCCAGAGCUAGGUCAUGUGCUUAUUACUACUUCAGUCACCAGCAGAAGAAAUAGGAAUGCUGAGUGCUUGGACCACCAUGUUUUAUCCCCUGGGACCAAGCCUUCACCACCCUAAUGAAUCAAAAGUUUAACUGUGAGGAAAAAGAAGCAGCAGUCAGGCUUCCACACAGGGUCAAUGGUUGCCUUUCUCUGGCAAAAAAAAAAAAAAAAAAAAAAAAAAAAAGUAACAUUUAAGGAUUAUUGUACUAGUUUGACAAUAUAAGGGAUUCUGAUGGAAUGGAAAUUUUUUGUGUGUUCUGCAUAGACUUUUUUUUUUUUUUAAGUUUUAUUUACUUUCACAUUGAAAUGGUUCCCAAGUGUCUUUUGGCAGCUAGAGCAUUCAGCUACUUUGCUGUAUCAGGUGGCCCUGUGAUGUUGAUGUUUUUUCACCAAGACAGUGUGAAGAAACAGGUCCUAUGGCAGCGUGUACAAGGCUAUUCACAAAGAGACUGGUCAGAUUGUUGCGAUUAAGCAAGUUCCUGUGGAAUCAGACCUGCAGGAGAUAAUCAAAGAAAUCUCUAUAAUGCAACAAUGCGACAGCCCUCAUGUAGUCAAAUAUUAUGGAAGUUAUUUUAAGAACACAGACUUGUGGAUCGUUAUGGAGUACUGUGGGGCUGGUUCUGUGUCUGAUAUCAUUCGAUUACGAAAUAAAACGUUAACAGAAGAUGAAAUAGCUACAAUAUUACAGUCCACACUAAAGGGACUGGAAUACCUUCAUUUUAUGAGAAAAAUACACCGAGAUAUCAAGGCAGGAAAUAUUUUGCUGAAUACAGAAGGACAUGCAAAACUUGCAGAUUUUGGGGUAGCAGGUCAACUUACAGAUACGAUGGCCAAACGAAAUACAGUGAUAGGAACACCAUUUUGGAUGGCUCCAGAAGUGAUUCAAGAAAUUGGAUACAACUGUGUGGCAGACAUCUGGUCAUUGGGAAUAACAGCUAUAGAAAUGGCUGAAGGAAAGCCCCCAUAUGCUGACAUCCAUCCAAUGAGGGCAAUCUUCAUGAUUCCCACCAACCCCCCUCCUACAUUUCGAAAGCCAGAACUGUGGUCUGAUAACUUCAUGGAUUUCGUGAAGCAGUGUCUUGUAAAGAGCCCUGAGCAGAGAGCCACAGCCACUCAACUCCUACAGCACCCGUUUGUCAAGAGUGCCAAAGGAGUGUCGAUACUGCGGGACUUAAUUAACGAGGCCAUGGAUGUGAAGCUGAAACGCCAGGAAGCCCAGCAGCGGGAGGUGGACCAGGACGAUGAGGACAAUUCAGAAGAGGAUGAGAUGGACUCUGGCACGAUGGUUCGAGCAGCAGGUGAUGAGAUGGGCACCGUCCGGGUGGCCAGCACAGUGACCGAUGGAGCCAGCACUAUGAUCGAGCAUGGGGACACGUUGCCGUCACAGCUGGGCACCAUGGUGAUCAACGCAGAGGAUGAGGAAGAGGAAGGGACUAUGAAAAGAAGGGAUGAGACCAUGCAGCCUGCAAAACCAUCGUUCCUUGAAUACUUUGAACAAAAAGAAAAGGAAAAUCAGAUCAAUAGCUUCGGCAAAAGUGUACCUGGCCCCCUGAGGAACUCCUCAGAUUGGAAAGUGCCGCAGGAUGGAGACUAUGAGUUUCUUAAGAGUUGGACAGUAGAGGACCUUCAGAAGAGGCUCCUGGCCCUCGACCCCAUGAUGGAGCAAGAGAUCGAAGAGAUCCGGCAGAAGUACCAGUCCAAGAGGCAGCCAAUCCUGGAUGCCAUCGAGGCUAAGAAGCGGCGGCAGCAGAACUUCUGAGAAGGCCCGGCCAGGAGGGCCCCAGCCUGCGCACCAGGCCUUCGGUGAACCCUGGCUGCUCGCCACUCAGGCUUGUCAGCCAACACUUCCGCCCUGUCAUUUUUCCACGGCACCUUCGCCUCCGUGAACUCAGGAAGUGCACCAGUGGGAAGGGCUGCCUGCCGUCAGCGCGCCAUCUUGUGUAUGUAUUUAAAUCGAUCAGUUAUAUUAUUUCAAAGGAUUCAUAUCAGCGCUUUUAAACUCAGAGUUUUUAACCCCAGGAACAGAGACUCCUAGAUGAGUGAUAGCUGGGAAAGUGUUACAUGUUGUCUUGUCUUUCUUCUUCCAAUAGCUUUCGAUUGUUCUUUCUGGAAAACUUUUUAAAAAUAUAUAAAUAUGCACAUAUAUAUAAAUUAUAACUGGAUUCCCCACUGAGUAUGGUGGUGGCAUCUCUGUACAGGUACAGUUUUAAACAGUUGGCCUCUUUUCUGUAAGAUUAUGGUACUGUGGGACACGAGGGCAGGGGACAGCGGAAGGCUGUUGGGGUCACUCAGCUCCCAGGGGCCAACCUCACCCUUUUGCAGGGCUGCAAUUAAAAAUUAGGUUUGGGCCAGUUCUCUCCCCAUGGUUUGAGCCUUGGGUGGGUCAUCUCUGGCUUCUGGAGCCACUGACCAUGUCCACGGGAAAGCCUUGAGAGUUUGUGUUUACUUUUUGAGUCCCAGGAGAAGCCUGGCACCCUCUUUGUAAACUGCCCCUUGUGGCUUCAAUGCCUUUCAUCCAUUUCCACUCUCCCAACCGCCUAAAGUCACAGCACAGAUACUGCCCAGUGCCUUAAGAGGAGACGUGACCCUGUGCAGGAACGGGCCUGCCAGGUCCUCUCAGCAAACACGGGGCUGUGUGCAGGCCACAGAAGAGAAGGUGUCUUCGGACUUCUCAUUGAUCAUGUGAAGAUUGCACAGGGGCAUGCAUUUUGCUCCGCAUUCCUUACAGACAUGGGUAGAUGGCAUUGCUUUUGGUGAUCAUAUUCCAAUAUGUGACUGUUUUCUGUUUUUACUUUACUACUGAGGGGUCUGGAAAGGAUACCUGAAUAUCAGACUAAGAUCUGUUCUCCAGGAGGCUCCAUCUGGGCCCACAGAAUGCCACAACUGGAAGGGACCGUAGGCAUCUUCUGGCCCGAAUGAGGCUUGGAGAGGGGAAGUGACAUGGUGACAAGAUCACAAAGCAAGCUGAAGAGCUGAGACUAGACCAGAGCUCCUCACCCCUGGGCCCUGAUCCAAGAAGCCCCGUCCAAGGGGAGAAACCUGUGUCAGUUUUGGUUAAGUUUCCCCAAGAGGCCUACAAGGCAGACUUGGUCUUGCUUGGUCCCUUCAGAGGGCGACUGGCUCUGAAACCCCCAGGGGGAGCCUGAUGGUUGAGUCUCGGCCCUUCCAGAGCCCUGCAGCGCCUGCUGGCCAGUAAGAGGCACCAUGUGGGCAAUUUCGGGCCUAAGAUCAGAGGGCUUCACAGAACAGCACUGGCCAUUCCUCUGCAGCAUGGGCUCAAGGCCACAUGUCCUGUCAUCACACAGCAAAGAGUAGACAGUGAGGAAAGGCAAAUGUCUGCUCAUUUUUAAUUAUCCCCACACCGCGCCCCCCCCCCCCACGCCCCUGCUGGGAGAGCACUGACUGGGUUGCACCUAAGGAUAGUGUAAUUCAACUCCAUAAUUGCUUUUGCUUCCCAAACCUGGGAAUCAAUGGAAAGGCAGGGAAUGUUCCUCUUCUCUGGCCAGAUUCUGUUCUUUGCAAUUAAAGCAAGUUUUUAAAAAUGUAAGAGGCAGUGGUUGAUCUGCAGGGUUUGGCCAGUUAGGCAGUUAUGUGUUAGAUACAGAGAACAGAGGACGACUAGAGGAUCCCGCUAGAAUAAUCGAUGGCAGCUAAUAUUCAUUGACCACUUAGUAGACACCAGGCACUGAGCUAGGUGGGCUUUUUAUAUAUGUGAGAUCCAAACUUCAGGAUAACCCUAUAUGUUAAGUACUUUAUCUCCACUUCAUAGAUGAGGGAGCAAGUUCAGACAGAAAAAAAGUUCUUUCCCAGGGCAAUACAGCUAGUAAGUGGCUGAAUCAGGAUUCAUAGCAUCACCAUGUGAGACCAAUAUUUACAGGGAAAAGGAAAGUCACAAAUCUUUAAAACGAAGUGACCACCUUUCUCGCACAAAAUAAAUAACUCUCAUUGGCAUUUUUAGGCUGGGAAACAGCUGAGUUAGUAGUCAAGUCUGACAGCCAAGUGAGUCUCACCAACCACAGCACGGAGCGUGCAUUCCCCCACACCAUCUGCUGUGCUAACGAACAGGCCUGCCUCAGCCUCUUUCUCUUUAGAAAGGACUUUGCACUUGGCCAGACAGGAGAGGAAUGCCCAUUUCUUCCUUCCUAAGCUAGAUCCAAGUAAAAGAAGGUUUUCGUUUUUCCCCGUAAAUAUUCUUGGGUCAUGAAUCUUGAUCCGUAGUUUAUUUUCUUUCAGGCAUGUGUGCACCCACCAUGCUGGUCCAACAAAGAACACUGCUCACCAGUCUAGCGAGACAGAACCCUUUGGCCAGAAGUCAAUUUCUUUGGACCACAUACAUUUCCCGACAAGGUGUAUUUGUUUUCUAGUGACGGAAAGCCAGAGGAGCAAGUCCCAGUCAUUUUUUCCCCUUGAAUACCAACUACAGGCUAGGUCAGCUUGCUUUCAUUGAGUCCCGAACUUCAGUAAUUGCCUCAGCAUUUUUGACUCAAGUUUCCAGGGACUCUGCACCUCGCCUAUUCUCUACUUUUAAGAAACAAGGACCCUCACCUAGUUGUAGCCUAAAAAGAUUGAGAUUUGAGAUUUAAAAAUCUCAAAUUCUCCAAGAAUAUCUUGAUUGCUUCCUCAUCAGUAAUUAUGAAGAAAUUUCUCUUUUCCUUUUUUCUUUGUCCCUUCUCCCAGUCACCAACUGGAUGGAUGGAUGGAUGGAUGGAUGGAUGGAUGGAUGAAUGUUUGUCUGACUGGCUGGCUGGGGGCUGGCUGAUGAGUGACUGGAUAGAUAGAUAGAUAGAUAGAACCAAAAUUCUGAAGCCACUGGAGAGCUAUAGCUUGACUCCUUGAGACUGUGUAUUCUGAUCCAGGAAACAUUUCUUUAGCACCUGUCAGAUGCCAGAGAUUUAUUAUACCAUUUAAAACUCAGUAGCUCUUACCAAUAUCAGGAAUGAGAGAGGUGGCACCAGUAAGCUCCUACAGAUAUUAAAAGGCUAAGAACAAUAUCAUGAACAAUUUUAUGCUAAUAAAUUCAGUAACUUAAAUAAAAUGGGCGAAUUCCUUGAAAGAUACAAAACACCAAAGCUCAUUCAAGAAGAAAAUAGAUAAUCUGAAUAGCCUUAUAUCUGUUAAAACUUAAUAGCUCCGGGAGGUAUAGGUAUUACUGUCCUCUUUUUACAGAUAAGGAAACUGAGACUCAGAGAGGUGAAGUCUUUUAAGCUCAAGGUCAUGCAGCUAAAGUAUGGUGGAGCUAGGAUUCAAAUGCAGGUUUUCUGAUUCUUAUUCCAGUGCCCUUUCUAGCACACCACAUUGCCUCUAAAGACUGCAGCUCCUUAUUUCCUGGAAAAUUGUUUCUUCCCAGUCCUCAGCCUCCCACCCCAUCCUUUCUUAUGCACUCUGUGUUUUCAUCAGGAUUAUAUUCAUUGUAUUUGGACUCCAUGUUCUUUUUUGUGUCUGGGGAAAAAAAAAAUCUCCUCUACCAGCUUGCACUCAAACCAACUUGGAAAAAGCUUAAAUGCUGUUGCAGAUGUACAACUUAAAAAUGUGAAGUUUGUAGCUUUAACUUUUUGUAAUAAAAACUAAUAACACUGGCUUAAGUGCUGACUUGAAAUGCUAUUUUAUAAAGUUUGGAUGUAAAUAAUCAAUUGAGGUCAGCAGUUUGUAUAUGUAUGAAACAUAGCUUCCUCCCCUGCACCUUUUUUAAUUUGAGGUGCUUCCUGUGUGCUUUUAUGUUAGAAUUGUUGUUUUUCCUACUUCCUACACAUUGUCACCUUUGUUUUAAAUAAACUGUCCUUUGGAACACAA